Molecule: messenger RNA, 5532 nt
Organism: Trichoderma atroviride IMI 206040
Lineage: Eukaryota; Fungi; Ascomycota; Sordariomycetes; Hypocreales; Hypocreaceae
Source: RefSeq, a predicted model, not a curated record
CUCCACUGAAAGGCGCCCCCCGAAAAAAAAAAAACAAUAGGGCCCUUUGACGGUCACUCCCCUAAGGAAAUGUUUUCACAGCCGGUAUCACCAACGCCGCCCGGCUUAGCGACGUCGACGGUUUCGCCCUCGCCUUCCAGAACCAGCCGUCUGCGCGGCCUGAGCAUCCUGCGCAACUACACCCACAACCACCUCCUGUCGCGUGACAACAGCCAUCACGCCGCCAACAACAGCAGCAGCGGCGGCAGCUCGCCCGCGACAAGCCAGUCUGGCAACGGCCUGACCCGGUCUGUGAGCUACUCGCCAGGCGCCACGACGACGACAACUACAACCACCACCACCACCACAAACGCCGGCCCCAACCGUUUAACUUUGGUGGCUACAUCUCCCGAAGCGGCCAGGGCAUCGCAGACAAGAGCCGCCAACUCCUCGUCGGCCCCCUCUUCCCCUACUGCCGCUCAGGGGGACUCUUCUUCUUCAUCCUCCGCUUCAUCUCCCGCAGAGACUCCCGCCGACGAGCACGCAGCAAUGGCGAGAGGCAACGAAACCGGUUCUGGCUCUGCUGACAUCCAGCCGUCCAUUCGCUUCUCCGCGUACUACGACCCUCGUUCCGCCAGACCCUCGCUGUCAUUCCCGCCCAUCUCCAGAACGCUCUCCAACGGCACCGAAGUCAUCCGCGUUGGGCGAUACUCGGAGCGUGAUAACCAUGCUCUAGCCAGUGUGGCCGGCAACCAAGCUUCUGCGGCGCCAGUAGGCUUCAAGAGCAAGGUCGUCAGUCGACGACACUGCGAGUUCUGGUACGAGAAUGGGAAAUGGUUCAUCAAGGACGUCAAGAGCUCGUCUGGCACCUUUCUUAACCACAUCAGACUCAGCCCGCCUUCGCAGGAGAGCAAGGCAUUUCCUGUCAAUGACGGAGACAUCGUCCAGCUAGGCAUUGACUUCAAGGGCGGCGAGGAGAUGAUUUUCCGCUGUGUCAAGAUGAGACUGGAGCUGAACCGCGGGUGGCAGACCAAGCCGAAUACGUUCAACAUGGCUGCCCACAAGCGACUACGCACCAUGGCAUCAAAUGGAGGAGCUUCAGCGUCAGGCUCCAGCUCUCAGGACUGCUCCAUUUGCCUCAAUUCGAUUGCGCCCUGCCAAUCUCUAUUCGUCGCUCCCUGCUCUCAUACGUGGCACUUCAAGUGCGUGCGUGCCUUACUCACAUCACCUCAAUAUCCCAUCUUCAUCUGCCCCAAUUGCCGCGCAGGUGCCGACCUGGAAGCCGAUGUCGAGGAACCCACAGAAGAGUGGCAGAACAUGGAUGACUUUGAGGAGCCCGAGCAGCCCGAGCAGCCGGUGCUCGCUACGAUUGUCCAUGCAACUGUUCCCGAUAUUGAAGAAGAAGCCGCAUCCCCUUUCGCCUCACCGAUAGACGAUCCAGUAGAGGCGACGGUGCAGGAAACAGAUGCCAUGGACGUGACCGUCAACAUCACUUCGGCCGCCAGUCCCACAAGCAGCCCGACGGCACUACAUGCCACCUCCGAGCCGUUGCCUAUUAGGGGUGCUGGACGGGCUAGUCAUUUGCGAGAUAGCGGAACUCCGUCGCCACCAAGCGGCGGGGCAGAGGGAAUCAUCACACCGAGAAACAAUGCUGGGCCAUGGGUCUUUGACGGCAGAGCAGGCCGACAACCGGCCAACGGCACGGCUGAGAUGACGAGCCUCGAUUCGGCGGCAGAGGCUGACACCACCACACAUGAGUCUAGCGACGAUGCUGCCAGCCGAUAGCAGAGGCCCCAGCUUCGAGUUUAAACUAAACCAAAAAAGAAAGAAAAAAAAAAGGGCAAGAAACAAUACAUAAUAAAAGUACCGUGUCGAGCAUCAGUCUACUCUUUUUUUUUUUCGCUGUAUAUGGGGCAAAGAGGCGCUUCAAACUUUGGGGGCUAAUAACUGGGUUUUCGACUUUGUGUCUCAUGUUAAUUCUCUGCUACUACUACUGGCAUUGGCAUUUGGGAGGGGGCAAGCUCAACGCCCAUAUUGCGUCAUAACCGGGAACUUGGACAUUGUGUGUAUUGGUCUGGCUCUCUUUGUUUCCGGUGGUCUUAAUUCUUCCAAUCUUUUCUUUUUCCUUCUUUUCCCUUUUACGUGCGUUCUUUAUAGUAUGGAGUGUGGCGCGAAUUCUCCAUAAACCAUGGCGGCAUAUAUGCUUUGCAGGUUGUUCUCUUUUUUCUUUUUUUUUCUUUUUUUUACUUUUUCUCUGGCGUAUGGCGUCAGGAAUCAAGCAUUUGAUGGCUUUGCUUCUUCACUUUUCGAUCCGCGAAAACAAAUAUCUUUCGGGAGUAUGAAGAACGAAGCGAAACGGGAAAGGGAAAGGGUAUAUAAGGAAAGGAAAGGGUGAGAAGGGAGGAAUGGAGAGGAAAGCGUCCUCUUGUUUUUAUUUUGUUAAAGCAUUGAGCAAACUUAGCGCGGGUUUAUGGCUAGAAGCUACAAUUGUGAUUUCCCUUUAUAUUCUCUUCUCUCAGAGAUGUCUUUAAAUACUUAUUUUGUGUUUCUCUGGGCGUUUUUGGGUGUUUCUGAAUGACUGCGGCUGGUCUAGAUCGCUGUGCCUUUUGUUGCCCUUCGCGGUAUUUACUGAUAGGGAGCACAUACCUUGACUUUGAUUCAUCGCGGCAUAUCACAGCUGGGAUUAUCCUUUACGCUGCUUGAAGGGGGCGUUGUAAGCUAAACAAGCUUAGGAUUAUACAAACGAUGGCAACAAGUGGCAUUUGAGCGGCUUCGUUCUUGCGGUGAAGGAAAAAAAAUGGAAUUCAUGGCAUUGUCUCGGCCUUUUUUUUUUGGUCACUGCUCUUGUGAUGAGAACCAAAACCGGAGCUGUGAGAUGAUGUCAGUCUGGAAGGCUAUUGGCGGCUGGAACUUUGAUUGGAGGGGGGCGUGUGAGAAAGAGGGCUUUGCAGGUACCUUGCACGUACCGGAACUUUUAGAAAGAAUUUCAAAUGCAAGGGAGCGUUCUUUUUUUUGUUAUUGGAUGGUUACUUGGCGGGCUUUUUUGAGCAGGUUUGUCGGAAAUGAAGGGUCUGGGGCGUUGAGGUUAAGAGUGGCGGUCGGUGUUGACUAGCAUUUGAUUCACUUGAUGAUGGGAUUGAAUAAGGCUUGACAAAUUGUAUAGCGUGAUUCAUGAGUAAUGUUGCAUUUUGCUUUAUGAAACCGAUAAGCAAAUGCAUUGGAAAUGCAAAUACUCUACAAUGCUCUGCUGAGAGCAUUCAAAUGCCCAGCAUUCAUUCGCCGCCGUCCGUCCCGGUCGGAGCUCCGGCGCCGCGAUGAUCCGACCUAUCGCCGAGAGAAAAAGUGACGGCACCACAAUUUUCCUGGUGUGCCCGCCGUCAACCACCAAUUCCGGCGAACUUGCAACUUUGCUUCGGCUUUACGUCGCCUUUUCUUUCUUCUUUCAGCGACACCCCUCACUCUCUAUCGUUUUCUUUCACAAUAGGCGCGUAGGGGAAUAUACACAAUGCUGCGACAAUUUGCGGCUCGGUUGCAGCCGCGGGCGGCAAAGGCCCAUGGAACUUCGAGGUUGCUGAGUGGGCAUAGCUUUGGUGGUCUCAAGACUAAGGUGCCGAGACGGUCUUUGGCGACGGUGGCUGUGGAGGGGAUACCAAAGGAACCUACAGAAUUGGACGAAAUCACAACGCUACCGAAUGGACUGCGGGUUGCUUCAGAAGCUCUGCCGGGCUCGUUUUCCGGAGUCGGAGUAUACGUUGAAGCUGGGUCCCGAUUCGAAAAUGACUCCCUGCGAGGCGUAUCCCACAUCAUGGAUCGAUUGGCCUUCAAAUCCACCUCGAAGCACUCUGCGGACGAAAUGCUCGGCCGCGUGGAAACCCUCGGCGGAAACAUCCAGUGCGCAUCUUCACGGGAGAGCAUGAUGUACCAGGCGGCCACGUUCAACAGCGCGGUGCCGGAGACUGUUGCGCUGCUGGCGGAGACGAUUCGCGACCCGAACAUCACGGAGGAGGAGGUGGCCGAGCAGAUUGAGACGGCGCGGUAUGAGAUUGCGGAGAUUUGGAGUAAGCCCGAGUUGAUUCUGCCGGAGCUGGUGCACACGGCUGCGUUUAAGGAUAAUACGCUGGGGAACCCGUUGCUGUGUCCGGAGGAGAGGCUGGAGAGCAUUGAUAGGGAUACGGUGAAGCUGUAUAGGGAUCUGUUUUACCGUCCGGAGAGAAUGGUGCUGGCGUUUGCGGGGGUGGAUCACGGCACUGCUGUGAAGUUGGCAGAAGAGCACUUUGGAGGUAUGAAUGCCUUGCCGAGGACAGGCUCAGAAACAAGCGUGAGCUCUCUUGCUAGCGACACAUCAGCAUCGUCUUCCUCAUCCUCAUCAUCAAACUCUUCGUCACGAUUAAUGUCCAAGAUUCCCCUCUUCAAGAACAUCUCCACGUCUACGCCCCGCAACGCCUCUGUUCUCUCCUCUCCUUCAGAAAUCGACAUCAACCAACCUUCUCGGUACACUGGCGGCUUCCUCUCUCUCCCUCCUCAGCCGCCUUCUCUUACCGGCACAAACUUUACACACAUUCAUCUUGCGUUUGAGGGACUGCCUGUUGCUUCAGACGACAUCUAUGCGCUGGCGACGCUGCAGACGCUGCUCGGUGGCGGAGGAUCCUUUUCUGCCGGCGGACCAGGCAAGGGCAUGUACUCUCGCCUGUACACCAACGUGCUCAACCAGCAUGGCUGGGUGGAAUCGUGCGUCGCCUUCAACCACUCCUACACCGACUCGGGCCUGUUUGGCAUUGCGGCAUCCUGUCUCCCGGGCCACACGUCGGCCAUGCUGGACGUUAUGUGCCAGGAGCUGCGCGCGCUGACGCUCGAACGAGGCAUCUCGAAGCUGCAGGAGGGCGAGGUGGCACGCGCCAAGAACCAGCUGCGGUCGUCGCUGCUGAUGAACCUAGAGAGCCGCAUGGUCGAGCUGGAGGACCUGGGCCGGUCGGUGCAGGUGCACCGGCGCAAGAUUCCCGUGAGGGAGAUGUGCCGGCGGAUCGAGAACUUGACGGUCAAGGACCUGCAGCGCGUGGCGGGCAUGGUGAUGGGCGGCGCGGUGAGAAAUGUUGGAGGGGGGAGCGGUGCGCCGACGGUGGUGGUGCAGGAGGCGCAGGCGUAUGGGGUGACGACGCAUGCGAUGACGUGGGAUCAGAUUCAGGAUCGGAUUGAUGGGUGGAAGUUGGGGAAGAGGGGCUGAACUCUGUCUGUUUGGAUGAUGGAUGAGAAGGGAUAUAAAGCAUGGAGAUGAAAGAUGUGGCAUAUAUGUUUUGGCAUGGGCGGGCGGUAUUGGGAUGGUAUAUACAUGUAUACAUACGUACGCAAACUUGGUGGGAUGGCGGCAUUGUAAGAGUAUUUGUAUAGGGUUAUGUUAUGGGAUAUCAUGCUCAGUUAUGACUUGUGCUAUAUUGGUGGGUACUUGGAUUGGUGAUGUGGAAGAUGGGAGGUUGCGAUAGAUCUUGUGUGAAGUUUGGUCUGAGCUAGCGCUAGGCAUAAGAUGUAAAUGACAAAAGACAGUCUCUGGCUCAUUCA